AUGGUUUACAAAAAGUUAAUAGAAAAAGCAGAUUCUUUAGGAGAACUUAUCCGAAAAUUAGAAAGUCAAGUAGCUGAAAUUGUGACUGCCAUCAAAAGAGAAACCGGACGUCUUCCCGGGAGUGCUGAUUUAAACCCGAGACGUCAAGUCAGUGCCGUAAUUUUGCGUAGCGGAAAACGUCUCGCGACAAACACGAAGAGCAACACCGACGUUGAAAAUUCUGCCAAUACUGAUGAAAUAGGCAAGAGCGAUUCUCAGCCUAUACUUCUUGAUGACCCUGACCCAAAAUCUUCUCGUGCAAACGGGAAGUCUACCGCUGAGAUUAAUAAGGAAAAGAUUAUAGACUUAGAGUUAGAAAACGAUUCAGAGAUUGAAGCCGAAAUCGAUCGACAGUAUGGCACACACGUCGAUCAACCAGUGGAUCCUGUCGUCGAUCAACUUCCGAAUAACCCUAUUGAUCGACGCCCCACUCGGCCCAAACCGACGGUUGAGAGAGUCUAUAGAACCUUACCCCCUUACCCUCCUAAAUCGCAGACUAAGAAAUCACUAGAAUAUGCGAUCUGCAAGAAAACAUUGGAUAAAAUUACUGUGGAAAUGUCCCUUAGUGAUGCUAUGAAAAUAGCACCUUCGAUAAAGAAGUAUGUGAAGGAUAUGACAUCUCCAAAUUAUCCAACUGCUGAAGAUAGCGUGAUGAUGGUAUCAGAGGAAGUAAGUGCCAUGAUUCAAGGAGAAACUCCAGCUAAGAGACCUGAUCCUGGAAGUUUCGUCCUAGACUGCAAUAUACAGAACACACGUUUUCCUCAAUCACUAUGUGAUCUUGGCUCUAGUGUAAAUCUUAUGCCUCACUCCGUCGCAGUAAUGUUGGGGUAA
This is a messenger RNA of Brassica oleracea var. oleracea, 870 nucleotides long. RefSeq lists its product as uncharacterized. The transcript has a single exon. NCBI's taxonomy places the organism in Eukaryota, Viridiplantae, Streptophyta, Magnoliopsida, Brassicales, Brassicaceae. Bases 1 to 870 code for a protein of 289 amino acids. The record is from RefSeq and is a predicted model, not a curated record.